Messenger RNA from Zonotrichia albicollis (white-throated sparrow), 4751 nucleotides. The record is from RefSeq and is a predicted model, not a curated record. Lineage: Eukaryota; Metazoa; Chordata; Aves; Passeriformes; Passerellidae.
AACGAUGACCUCAGGAACCUGUCCCUGUCCGGCCACGUGGGCUUCGACAGCCUCCCAGACCAGCUGGUCAACAAGUCAACGUCACAGGGCUUCUGCUUCAACAUCCUGUGUGUGGGUGAAACUGGCAUUGGCAAGUCGACGCUGAUGGACACGCUGUUCAACACCAAGUUCGAGAGCGAGCCCGCCACGCACAACGAGCCCGGCGUCAGGUUGAAAGCGCGCAGUUACGAGCUCCAGGAGAGCAACGUGCGCCUCAAGCUGACCAUCGUGGACACCGUGGGCUUUGGUGAUCAGAUCAACAAGGACGACAGCUACAAGCCCAUAGUGGAAUACAUCGACGCCCAGUUCGAAGCCUACCUGCAGGAAGAGCUGAAGAUCAAGCGCUCCCUGUUCAACUACCACGACACGCGGAUCCACGCCUGCCUCUACUUCAUCGCUCCCACCGGGCACUCGCUCAAGUCCCUGGACCUGGUCACCAUGAAGAAGCUCGACAGUAAGGUGAACAUCAUCCCCAUCAUUGCCAAGGCCGACACCAUCGCAAAGAACGAAUUGCACAAGUUCAAGAGCAAAAUCAUGAGCGAGCUGGUCAGCAACGGCGUUCAGAUCUACCAGUUCCCCACCGAUGAGGAGACAGUGGCUGAGAUCAACGCCACCAUGAGUGUCCACCUUCCUUUUGCCGUGGUUGGCAGCACUGAGGAAGUGAAGAUUGGCAACAAGAUGGCGAAAGCCAGGCAGUACCCCUGGGGUGUUGUGCAGGUGGAAAAUGAAAACCACUGUGACUUUGUGAAGCUGCGGGAGAUGCUGAUCCGGGUGAACAUGGAGGACUUGCGGGAGCAGACGCACACCCGGCACUACGAGCUGUACAGGCGCUGCAAGCUGGAAGAGAUGGGCUUCAAGGACACAGAUCCAGACAGCAAACCUUUCAGUCUCCAAGAGACUUACGAAGCAAAGAGGAAUGAAUUCCUGGGCGAACUCCAGAAGAAGGAGGACGAAAUGAGGCAGAUGUUUGUCAUGCGAGUGAAGGAGAAGGAAGCAGAGCUGAAGGAAGCGGAGAAGGAUCUUCACGAAAAGUUUGACCAUCUAAAGAGGACUCACCAAGAAGAGAAGAAAAAGGUGGAAGACAAAAAGAAGGAACUUGAGGAAGAGCUGAACAACUUUCAAAAGAAGAAGGCAGCAGCUCAGCUAUUACAGUCACAGGCUCAGCAGGCAGGUUCUCAACAAACCAAGAAAGACAAGGACAAGAAAAACUUCUUCUUUAUGUAACCGUCACCUUGCCAAAGCCCCCGCACCCUCUCUCCCAGUGGACCGUAGGGCACUGGAAGAGCUGCGGAUCCGGGCCCCCCUGCCAGGAGAAGAGCCGCCUCAUUCCUCCAUCACGCCUGCCCUCCUCUCCUUCCCCCUUUGUUCCCACCCGUGCGUCUGAGGGUGUGCUGUGCUGUGUGUCUGUGCGGGACGUGCCCGCUCCGACAGCGUCCCGGCUCGCAGCAGUGCUGGAGGGAGCUCGGCCGCGCUCUGCCUCCUUGCUCUGGGUUAGUUGGAUUUUUUGCCUCCCUCCCCGCUUUCUUCUGCCAUAACGUGCACACGCUGCUGGUGACACACACAGUGACAGACUGGGGUGUGAGUGUGCAUAGCUGGAGGAUUUAAUUUCUGCCUCCAGCCUGGCUGCUUUGGACACCACAACUUCAUCUCAAGAGCGUUCUGUGCUCCUCUGGCAUGGCUGGAAAUCUCUCCGUAGACCUGUGAUGUUCUCAGUGUGUCACUGUGUGACGGUGGAUGUCCCAUCCUGUGGCACUGAUGGAGCCUGUCCUGGACAGUCAAGGCCUUAUUUUCUGGCUGUGCCUCGCUAUGGGCAGAGCGGGAUUCUGGUUUUGUACAGCCGAGCUGCACUGGCUCGCACGCAGAUCCAGGGCUUCGUUUUGUUUUCAUGAAGCCUAAUUAGUGAUUAUUUUUUUAACAGUCCUGAAUGUGGGCAAGUUGUUAAAAUUUCUAUCUUGUUUACUUUGGAAGUGAACUCAGCUGAAAAGUUUGACAAAUGCCAAAGGAUUGCUUGAAGGUAAAAACAAAACCUGUAAAUGUGUGUAGUGACCUCCAGCUGGUUUGGGAUGGAGGGAAGGAGGCAGCCCGAGCCUCUUGGAAUGUUGGUUGGUGUAGAGUGAUGCACUUUGAUUUUGAACCGAAUACUAGUGAUUUAUUCUUUGCAUCUGUGAACCUUAAUCAAGGACUUCCCUUCCUUUAGCCUGCCAAGGUAAAGCUGCCCUGAGUUGGUCUAGGUUUGGCCUCUGGCAGUCAGUGUGUGUGACAUGCCAGCUGCUGAGGGGCUCUGCUGAAAUCUGCUGGGGUUUUUUUCACAAGAACAGUGUUUUGCAGCACUCUUCAGUGACAAGGGUCAGCUCCCUGCUUGUCCUGGAAACCUCUGCAACCAAAGAAGUGACUUUAUAGAUGCACUCAGAAAGGUUAUUGAGUGCUGGCCCUGUGUGUGCUGUACCCUGGUACGUAGCUGGACUUGCUGGUUGUCGCCCAGCCUGAAGGGCUGUCAAUAUUUGCACAAGUGCAGCUUGGGACAGGACUUGCAGUGAUACCAAAACCAGAGCCUGCCCCGCUCUCGAGGCAGGUGGUACCCAGUGCCUCCCACCAGACAGCCAGGUUAGAAACCUGUUUAAUUCAGCUUUAACUGAGUACGAAGCAGGGUUGAGGCCAUUGCUGGAUGGGACGAUGCAGCCGUGCUGCGAGCUGCAGGUGGCAGCACACGGCCUCUAGAGGUCCCCUGCAGCCCAAAUUGAUUUGUGACUGUUCCAAAGCUCGAUGGCGGCGCGUGCCGAGGUGCCGCUCACCAAAUCCUCACAGACUGAACUCAGCUCGAAGGGAAUGGGCUCAAAACAUGGAGUAGCUUUCUUACCGAGCAGGUACUAAACUUCCGGGCUUUUUUUGCCCCAGGUUGUUGAGGUGGACGGUGUCAGCAGAAGGUUUUGGGGUUGGUUGGGGGUUUUUGAAGGGUAGAUUCAGGGAGAACAUGUCCAGAAGGAAAUCAGUGCCGCUCCGUUGGUGGUGGGAAACAAGGAGCCCUGGCAGUGCUCCAGCAGUGGGAGCAGCAUUGCAGCCAGCCUGCUGCUGAAGGUGGUGGGGCUGGAGGGGGCAGCUGCUGCACCUGCUCCAGGGAAGAGCAAAAACAACGAGGUGCUGUCAGUGCCACAGCCAGGAAGGCGCCAAGCAUCCAGGGCCCAUGCCAGGACAGCAGGACACUGCAGAGAUGGCUCCUCUGGACCAGGGUCAGGGUUCGUGCACAGCACCAAGGAAAUAAAACGUGUCUGUCUCUGCAGCCCACUGGGGCUGGGGCAUGCUGUGUUUGGGACUGGGGAGAGGGAAAGCUGCCUCAGCAGCCAGGGACACUUGAGUCCUGCUUCCCCGGGCUGGCCAAGUCAGCACUGUGGCUUGGCCGGCGUCAGGCAGCACAAGGAGGCCAGGAAUGGUUUGGGGCAGUUUUGGGAGAGCCACAGCGAUGCUGUUAAUUGGGUGUGUUUGGAAGGCAGAGCUCUGCCCUCAAGGCUGGCACGAGCUGGGGCUCUGCAUGACCUGCUCUUGUCCCGUGGCUUUGGGAGUGGGAAACAGUGAUAAGGACACAUUUACCUUCCCAGAGUGACACACAGCCAUGGCUGCCGCACACCUGGGACAGCAAACUGCCCCAGAGGCACCCAAAUAUCUCGAGGCCCAGCUCCCCUCCUUGCUGUUCCAGCCAGGUCCCUGCCAGCUGGCACGGGCUCCCUGCUCCCACCCUCAUGCCAACUCCUCUCCCUGGCUGGAAGGAGCAUGGCGAGGGGAGAUGCCAGUGUCAUUGAACUGGGAAAGGUGUGAGCUGGAAGCAGGGAGCCCAGAACUGGGCUGCACUGCGCUUUACUUGGGGAUGUGCUUGUGACACCUUGAGCCUGCUCAGCAGCCUGGCUUUGGAAAACUGAGCCGUGGGAUGAGAAGGUCAGGGACUGAAAAUUCUGUAAGGAUGGCAGGAAGGGCUGGAAGGGAAGGAAGACACACACCCUGCUGAGCAAUGUGGGCUUGAGGGGGAAUUUUUGAGCCAUGGCGGGAAGAAGCCAGGCCCAAGGGAAGGUAUCCCGGUGGACUGCUGCAGUAAGGUGGCACCGUGGAAGGCCGGGAGCAGGAGGGGCUCCAGGACAGGGACACGGAGCAGGGUCCCAGCCAGGCACUCAGCCGGAACUGCGGCAGAGGCAGCGAGUUCAUGCCGGGAGCCUCCCCUGGCUGCCCAGCACCUCUCAUGCCACCAUUCCAGGGGUCUGGCACAGAGCAGCUCCCUGGCAAGCUCCAGGUAAAGCCAAGCCAGGUCUUGGGUGAAAAGCACAACACCAGAGUGGGAAUCCAGGACAACUUUCUUUAUUGCUACCAGAAGGCUUUCAUCAGUACAAUGGCUCUGGUUACAAUACCUUCCUCAGGGCUGUGGAGAGAGCUUACAGUCGGGACAGGGUGUUCUGAGAACAGGGUGUCACACGGAGGAGACGCGUUACAGGGCGGACUCUUGGUUAGAAGUUACAUGAACACAAAACUCAGGGGUUGGGGUGUUCUGUUUUGGUUCUGUGCCUGAUGAUGACACAUUCCAAACCUCAGGUGUCCACAGCUGCCCCGGCACCUCACCCAGCAGUGCUGGGGAGUGUGCAGGGAGAACCGGGCUCUGCACAAUUCAAGGGUUACGUCUGAUGGAGAGAACCAAGCCUUGGUGAGAAUCCACACUCAGUGCUACACAGCAA